CUUGCUCCAGAAGUUGAUAACACAAGUAGUCUUGACUGUUGAGUUGUGAUUUCUUAACCAAUCAUGUGAUUUGAGGUCCAGUUUUCUUCCAAUAUUGCGCCGAGGCCCGAGGUUCCACUCAAAAACACUUCUUCCCACUUGGGUAGAGUGAUAUUCAGAUCAAACCUUGCAUCUUCAUUCUUCAUGACUCCCAUGAUAACUCAGGACGACGAAGGAGAAAGAUGUCGGACUAUUUGCGGCUGGAAUCCAGAUCCUCUAGGAAGCAGAUGCUCCCCUAUUUGCCUCCGGAAGUCAUCGCGCUCAUCCUCAGCCGACUCCCGGCGAAAUCGGCGGUGAAAUGCACCGCCGUAUGCAAGGCUUGGUACGCUCUCAUCAAAGAUCCCUCUUUCAUUUCCGCUCAUCUGCACCAGGCUGCGGCUCUUCAGGACGACUACCUUCUCCUUCACGGUCUAUGUGGUAGGAGUUUGAAUCUGGUUUAUCGUUUGUAUCGCGAAAACGACGCCUUUGGAGAGUACAAGCAGAUCCACCCACCCGUCAAGCUUGGUGGAUCUAGCGUUUUCUUAAUUUGUGGUAUGUGUAAUGGGCUGGUUUGCCUGGCAGGUUUCAACAGUGAUUCUUACAAUAUAAUUUUGUGGAAUCCUUGCAUCCAGAAACAUUUCAUUUUCCCCACACCUGAUUUGCCCUUUGAGGGCCGUUAUAAAUCAGCCAUAGGAUUUGGGUAUGAUUCGGAAUCUGAUGACUACAAGGUACUUCUGGUUAUGCCUCCGGUUGUUGAAGAAGAUUUGACUGAAGUUUGGUUAUUUUCCCUAAAUCGGUGUUCUUGGACGAGGCUUAGUGAAGUAUGUCCCAAGCAUAGUUGUUAUUGUCUUAGCGAGGUGGUGUUUGUGAAAGGUGCUUUGCAUUGGCAUGGAUAUUUGAAUGAUGGCAUGUUCACACAUACUAUGAUUUUGGCUUACGAUCUAUGCACCGAAAAGUUUCAUGUGCUGAAUUAUCCUGAAACUUUGACGAACCAUGAACAUAAAUUGUGCUUGACUAAAUAUGAAGAGUCCAUUGCAGUGGUUGCAACUGGCAUCUUUGAGGUUUUAAAUGAGGAGCGGCUUGAGUUGUGGGUCAUGAAGGAGUACGGUGAAGAUAGUUCGUGGAUGAAGGUGUUACAUUCAACUGGCGAAAACGGAAAGUUCAUUUUUGAUUCAGAAUUGUUUUAUGUGUUAGGGGUUAGGAAGAAUGGGGAACUUUUAUUGAUAGUGAGAGGGGACUUUGGGCAUGAUUUCAGGCUAGCUACACUGGAUUUGAACUGCCACACGCAUAACCACCAGCUCAAGGGUCUUGGUCUUGUUGGUGACAUCGACAUAUAUGCCUCAUAUUUUGGUAGCAACGUGGAGAGUCUGGUGUUACUUGGCAGCGGGGAAGAAGAUACUAAAGUGAAAUGACAUUAAUUAGCUCGUAAGUGCUCCAUCCCUUACUGCAUGACCUCUGCAAUUACUUGAUUUGAAUUGGAAUGGGAAUGUGCUAGUCAUAUAUAUAUACUAAGGAAAAUUUCUGUUUCACUUGUAAAGGAUAAUGUGCUCAUGUUUGAAGGCUACCUGUUAAUGACUCAAUGCUUUAAGGCUGGUGUAUUUUU
Cuscuta campestris is the source of this 1621-nucleotide messenger RNA. NCBI's taxonomy places the organism in Eukaryota, Viridiplantae, Streptophyta, Magnoliopsida, Solanales, Convolvulaceae. The record is from the annotation of a GenBank genome assembly.